Octopus sinensis (East Asian common octopus) is the source of this 4136-nucleotide messenger RNA. Its product is annotated as nuclear factor erythroid 2-related factor 2. Gene Ontology annotation, cellular component: nucleus. The coding region runs from base 1097 to 4078 and encodes 993 amino acids. The transcript has 9 exons. NCBI's taxonomy places the organism in Eukaryota, Metazoa, Mollusca, Cephalopoda, Octopoda, Octopodidae. Gene Ontology annotation, biological process: regulation of transcription by RNA polymerase II. The record is from RefSeq and is a predicted model, not a curated record. Gene Ontology annotation, molecular function: RNA polymerase II cis-regulatory region sequence-specific DNA binding; DNA-binding transcription factor activity, RNA polymerase II-specific.
UAACCGGAAGUAGUUUCUCGAAUGUUCAAUGAGUCACACUAGAAUCCGUCGUUGCAGUGUAACAGCCACUGUGUUACAUACAGUGUAACACACUAACAAACACUGUAACACACAUAUCUAUUGGCUUGGCGGCCCAGUUCGUCUGGGUGGAAUUUACAGGGGUACAUAAAAAAAAAUCACUCCAAAACACAAACACAGCAAAGAGCGAGGCAAAAAAAAAAAACCCCCAACGGAAGACAAAAGAAACUAAACAACAACAAACCCAGCAAAUAGUGUUUAGGAUCAGUUUUUGUGUUGUAACUUUAGGGGACAAAAUAGAAACCCUGGCAUGGAAUACGCAGAAGUUCAUAUAGGCAUUAAUUGCUGCUACCCUUGCGGAUGAAAAAAACUAGAAAAAAACUCGUAUUAGUAAUUAUAAUAUUAAUAAUUAUUAAUUCUAGACAUUAAUAGUCUUUUUAGUUUAUUUAUAAUAUUAAUAAGAAUGAUUUAGGGUUUAUAAGAAGCCAGACUGUAGAAAAAUUGGGGGUUUUUUGUCCCCAACAUAGCAAUAAGGAGAAUUUAAAGUCCUCUAAUUAUUUGAAUAAGUUCACGGUGUUUCGAGGGGGUUCGUUGUUGUAUCUUUUCCUUUUUAUUUUUGUGGUUUUCAAAUCCCCCCCAUGCUAACAUUUUAAUGGAAAACUUAACACAUACAUAUGUAUAAUGGGGGGUAUUCAGUUAUUCUUAAUAGAAGGCAACAACUAGCUGUACACAAGGACUUCUGUUCUUUUGUUAUGAUUUCUAACGAUGGAGGAGAUAAUGGGACAUACUACUAAAGCAAAUUAAGACGAACACUUAUAUUUUUAAAUAUGGCUAUUUGUUCGUCCCAAGCUGUCCUAGUGGCGAUAUCUUAUAGCUUCGCUUUAAUAAACAAGUGAAAGACAUUUGAAUUUACUUUUCAACACAUAGACAUAGGUGGUAGAUUCUCCGAAGAUCACUGAAGCUUUCUUUUGUUUAAAUUAGGUUUGGUUCUUGUUUGAAUUCCUUCUUUCGUUCGAUCGUGUGUGAAGUCCAUCUGUUGCCGUCUCCAUCUCCGCCGUUCUGUGUUCCACAGUUCACAAUGAUCAAACAAUGUUUUACAGACAGUUUAAUAUCUCUGGCCAUUGUGCUCAGUCUCCUUCGGACGGAUGUGACCAAUUAUUUCAGUAGCGACUACAUCAGCUACCCGGAGGUCCAGGAAAUUAUCCUGGGUGGCAGCACGGCAUACGGCCGCGUCAACAACUACAUAGACAACAACCGCAACCAGCUCUACCUGCUCGGACAACACCUCCACUUCAAGAACGUCGACUAUGGAAACAUCUUCUCGACGUCCUUCUACAACGAGCUGCGCCGGCUUACAUCGAACCCGUUCUCUUACAAUUACGACGACUACUUCCCGCAGCGUCGCGGACGGCGGCGGCGACAGCGGGUUCGAUACCCGGGCUUCCACACAGACUACUCUACCUACCUGGUCAGCGCCGAGCAAUCUUCAAACUCGGUCCACCUGACUGAAAACUCUAACGAAAACAAUAAUGGGGACAAUGACGACAAUUCCAACAUCGUCGUUGACAAUAACAAUGACCACGAUAACAACAUCAUCCACGAACAACACAACAAUGACCAUCACCCCAGAGAGGUGGAAGAAAAUAACGACAGCGAAGCGGUGAGGGUGUCCGACGAGACGGAAGAUGGAAGCGGCUGUGAGCAAAGUGGUCAUCCGAGUGAAGAAGUGGACUACCUAAAUAGGAUUAAUUCUUAUUUUCACAGCGACGGAAAAAGAGAUCAAUCUGCUGCUAUCACCACAACUGCCACUGCUACUGACCUCGUGGCCGGAGUUUCGCACCCGACUUGCGACAACAUAAAUAUUUCCAAUGGCAAUGACUCAGAGACCAACCCCGACAACAACAAUAACAACAACACUGUUGCAAAUAUCUCCAACUUGGAGACAUAUGUCAACGAUUCGGACAGUACUACCACCCCAACUGCUACAGAUGAUAGCAGUGGUCAAGUCAACAAUAGCCAUGCAAUUAGCAGCAGUGAUCCGACUAACGAGGACCUUGAUUUGAUCGAUGUGCUCUAUCUCCAAGAUAUUGAUUUGGGAGUCCAGAGAGAGGUCUAUGACAUCACACUGCGAAGAGAACUUGAACGGGAGCAAGAGAUCGCCCUGCAAAAGGAGCGUGAGAAGCAAAAACAAUAUGAACAUAUUCAGUUGAAACUACAAGAAGAACAGCGUCGACUAGAACAACAAUAUCGCGCAGACAACUAUACCCAAGACAUUGAAACAGGAGAAUGGAUUCCACUCUAUCAACCAGCUCCUCCUUUAAACAUCCCCCUAAUACCAAACACAACAAACAUUCUCGAACAACAACAGCAGCAGCAGCAGCCAUGCAUUCCACAGCCUAUGCCAAUACCCCAACUCCAGACUGACCUUACGAAUUUACAGACCAAUUCUUGCCAAUACCAAACUUCAAAUUUAUUGAACUCUACACUAGAAGAGGCCCUGCAAACUUUAGACAUCGAUGCAAAUAAGAAUAACACCAGUGAGCAAACCGUCUUUGAGCUGGAACAGUACCUGGCCAACUGCCCAGUUGCCAACUUCAGCAAUGCCACAACGGAACAAUAUGAACCAAUUCUACCAUCGCAGUUCAACUGUAACCUAUUGCCUUGUCCUACCACUUCUACUGCCCUCAACCAAUGUACUGAAUACAACACACCGAUUCACAACACUUUUCAAGAACAUUCUCAACCGACUCUGCCAUCUUGUGAACGUCAGAACAGUCUUGAUAAUUGGUGGAGAGAAAUCAGUGGUUCUUUGGAAAUGACUACGGCUGGCACCAGUGCAGAUAAUUCAACUCAUUGUCCAGAACUCAUUCAAAAUGCAACUCUUCCAAUUCCAUCUGGUGACAUUGGGUGUGGGAAUAAUUUGAACACAAGUCUAAAUGCUUCUGUAUCAACUGCAAACUGCAGCACGACCAUCAACAACCACAGUUCCUGUAAUCCACCAGAAUGGGACAACCAAAACUAUCUCUUCCCGAAUAUGACCACCAGCAUCAAUGAAAGCGAGUCCAUGAUGGAGAUGGAGAAGAUUUUACCAGCAAUACAACAGAACAUGAUGACAAACAUUGACUUACCCAAUACAACUGAAGAUCUGGUAUCUUUCGAUGAUGCCAGUAGAGACUCAGCUGUUUGUUCUUUGGCCAGUUCCGCUUCCCCUCUACAGGAGUUUAAUGAGUUUUCUGCCUACGACCAACUGGAAGGUGCGACCGGUGGCAGUGACUAUGACAGCUGCAGUAGUGGCUGCAAAUCGGUGAAACUGGAACCAAACACCUACUACUGUAGCUAUGACUCUAUGAGACAUGGCCAACAGUCGACCAAGCUCAAUCAGUCAACAUCUUCAAAUGACACCGACUUCAACUAUCAGCCAAGUAACACAAACCACAUUCUGCACAACCAUACUUACCCACAGCAACCUCAAACACAGAACAUUAGUUAUGAGCCUUCAGUAUCAAGUAUUUCUAGGAGUAAAACCUACAGCAGCAGUGCUACCGCCCAUGCCUACCACAGAGGUCCAACUUCAAGAGACCAUAAGCGUCUCCAGGAGUUGAAAGUCCCUUUAAGUAUGAGCCAGAUAAUCAAUUCCUCAGUCGAGGAAUUCAAUGAUUUGGUCCGAAAGUACCCGUUACCUGAGCCACAAUUAAGGCUCAUUAGGGAUAUACGUCGUCGAGGCAAAAAUAAAGUGGCAGCACAGAAUUGCCGGAAAAGAAAGCUUGAUAUUAUUGGUACAUUGGAGGAAGAAGUGAUCCAGAUGCGCCAUGAGCGUGACCGGUUGCUUCGCGAGGGGAACCUGAUUCAUAAACAGACUCGAGAGAUGAAGGAGAAAUAUAAUGUCCGCUAUCAUGAAGUGUUCAGGUCCCUCCGCGAUGAGUAUGGCAACUCUUAUGAUCCACAGGAGUACUCUUUACAACAGUCUAGUGAUGGUAAUGUCUUCCUAGUACGCAAAAGCCUCACUUCAGAUGAGAAAACUAUGGACUCUAAUCGAAAGAAAAAAACUGAUGAGAAAUGAAAAUUAUCAUUUCAAAAAAAAUAAAAAGGGAAAGAAUUAUAUAACAAUAAUAAAAAUA